Molecule: messenger RNA, 3295 nt
Organism: Cebus imitator (Panamanian white-faced capuchin)
Lineage: Eukaryota; Metazoa; Chordata; Mammalia; Primates; Cebidae
Gene: CLCF1
Product: cardiotrophin like cytokine factor 1
Exons: 2
Coding region: 1350-2330 (326 amino acids)
Source: RefSeq, a predicted model, not a curated record
CCCCUCAAAUCAAGACCCUGUGACUGGUGGUACCCCACCUCUAUGCUCCCUCAGUAAAGCCAGCCAGUCACACAGCCGAAAGAGUUUGGACUGACCAGGUGGGCCACUGCAGAAGACCCCACUGACCCCUGGCCUCCAUAAGCGACGUUUUAGACAAAAGGGAUCUUGCAGUCUUCCUAGUUUAUAGCCCCCCUCUCUAAAACUCUGACUCAGCACUGUGAUUAAACCUAACCUUGUCUUCAUUCUUCAGUCCAAACCCCAUCCUAACCAUGGGCAAAGUGCUAUACCUAUCUAAUUUAUUUCUAGCUAUCAAAGCAACCUAUGUUGCUAUACAAAAAUCUGACAGUGUAAAAUAUGAACUAUAGGGGUGGUGGGAAGGUGGUAGCGAAAAAAAGAAAAAGGAAAAAAAAAGAACUAUAGAAAGGAAACCACUCAUGACCUCACACCUAUUCAAGCUGAAAACCCAAACCAGCCCUGCUCUUCAUGACAUGACAAGCAGUGCCCUGUCUGACAUCGAAACUGACCAAGUCACAGACCUCCAGCUCACCCUCUGCCUGCCCAGACCUCACCACUUCCCCUGCUGGACUCAAACCUCAACCGCACUAAAUCAACCAAAUCCCAAGUCUAAACUAAUUGGAAACUUUUAAAGUAACCCAGUCCUUAAACCUAAGCUAGGCCAAUGCCGAUUAUAUCUACCCUAGCCAAACCCGAACUGCCUUUGCCAGUCCAAAGUAUCCACUGAGUCCUCACCUUGGUCUUCACCUAAAAUCCCAGAAAAGCAUAUUUCCCAACUGCCCAUGUCCCUCCUUACAGCAGCUAACCCUGGCCUCUGGACUCCUGGUAUCCUGGGAUGUCCAAACCUUGCAGUGCCAUCAGCCAAGAAGCCCAGCUCAUCAAAUGCACCUCUCUCCUGUUCCCACCCUCGCAGACUGAUGGAAAGGCCUCACUGAAGUCCAACUUUUCCCCACCUAACACCAAGAAUGGGGUGGCCCUCCACACUGCCACCAUCCCCUGAGAGCGAACACUAAACCUCCUUUAAUCUAACCCCACCCUAAACUUUCCACACUCAGGAAUAUGCCCAGCAUAUACCCAAAACUAGCUCCAUGAGGCAGCCUGACUCUGGUGGUCUAACUCUGUACCUUGCCUCUUAUGGCCGACUGUUCUUGGCGGCCGCCUCUCUCCUGCCUCCUCCCUCAGGGCUGACUGUGCUCAGCCUGCCAGCUCUGACUGUGCUGUCUCCCACUCUUUGACUCCCCUCAAGCUGCAGAGGGACUGGGAGAUUGGCAGAAGUAGGGCACAACUAGAACACAGGCAGGUCGACCAGUCCAUAGGCCUGGCCCCGUCCCUCCAUGUACACACACAUACAUGUUGGCACACACACAGUGACACGCAUGCCAAAGACUCUCUCAGCUGACACACAGAUAUACUCUCUACUGAUAGACACUCAUGCGUGCCAAGUCUUCAUCCUCAACCACACACAUGCCUGCUCUCUCUCUCUCCCCUCUCGCCAGGAGUGUUUCCCCUCCUCCAUCCCCUCUGCCUCCCAUCUGGUGUCCCACCCUCACCCCAAUCCCAGCCCAAGGAGGGGACAGACACCUGAGGGGCUGCCAGCUGCUUCCCUGCAUGGUCCCAGGCCGAACUCAUGCUUCCCGUCCAUCCUGCCCACAGGGGACUCGUGGGGGAUGUUAGCGUGCCUGUGCACGGUGCUCUGGCACCUCCCUGCAGUGCCAGCUCUCAAUCGCACAGGAGACCUAGGGCCUGGUCCCUCCAUCCAGAAAACCUAUGACCUCACCCGCUACCUGGAGCACCAACUCCGAAGCUUGGCUGGGACCUAUCUGAACUACCUGGGCCCCCCUUUCAACGAGCCUGACUUCAACCCUCCCCGCCUGGGGGCAGAGACUCUGCCCAGGGCCACUGUUGACUUGGAGGUGUGGCGAAGCCUCAAUGACAAACUUCGGCUGACCCAGAACUAUGAGGCCUACAGCCACCUUCUUUGUUACUUGCGUGGCCUCAACCGUCAGGCCGCCACUGCUGAGCUGCGCCGCAGCCUGGCCCACUUCUGCACCAGCCUCCAGGGCCUGCUGGGUAGCAUUGCGGGCGUCAUGGCAGCUCUGGGCUACCCGCUGCCCCAGCCUCUGCCUGGGACUGAACCCACUUGGACUCCUGGCCCUGCCCACAGUGACUUCCUCCAGAAGAUGGACGACUUCUGGCUGCUGAAGGAGCUGCAGACCUGGCUGUGGCGCUCAGCCAAGGACUUCAACCGGCUCAAGAAGAAGAUGCAGCCUCCAGCAGCUGCAGUCACCGUGCACCUGGGGGCUCACGGCUUCUGACUUCUGACCUUUGCCACCUCCUCUUCGCUCCCCCUUCAAACCCUGCUCCCACUAUGGGAGAGCCAGCCCUGUAUGCCAACACCUGUUGAGCCAGGAGACAGAUGCUGUGAGCCUCUGUCCCUCUCCUGGACCAGCUGGGGGUGUGAUGCCAUCAGCUGUGUCUCCUCCCCACCUCCCAAAGGUCUACUGAGCUGGGGAGGAGGUGCCGUAGACCCUGUCCUGUCCCGUUUCUACAGGAAGUCAUGCUCAAGGGAGUCUGAAGUUGCUCAAGUUGGUGCAAAGGCUCUCAUGGCCUCCUGCUUCUUGCCCACCACUUGGCCAGUGCCCACCCAGCCCCUCACGGGGGCCGGGGUUGAGGGGCCACCACCACACAUGCCUUUCUGGGGUGAAGCCCUUUGGCUGCCCCACUGUCCUUGGAUGGGUGUUGCUCCCUUACCCCCAAAUCACUCUAUACAUCCAAUUCAGGAAACAAACAUGGUGGUAAUUUACACAAAAAGAGAUGAGAUUAACAAUGCAGGGCUGGGGUCUGCAUUGGAGGUGCCCUAUAAACCAGAAGAGAUAAUACUGAAAGCAGAGGGGCAGGGGCAGACCAGACCAGACCCAGGAGUCUCCAAAGCACAGAGUGGCAAACAAAAGCUGAGCUGAGCGUCAGGACCUUGCCCCGAGUUGUCUUCCAGCACGAUAGUGCCUCCUCUCUGCCCCCUUUCCCAGGAUAUCUGUGGGCUGCCCAGGCUGGGGAGGGUAACCAUAGCCACACCACAGGAUUUCCUGAAAGUUUACAUUGCAGUAGCAUUUUGGGGUGUGGGGUGGCAGCUCCCCCAGGCCUUGCCCCCAGCCCCACCCACUCAUGACUCUAAGUGUGUUGUAUUAAUAUUUAUUUAUUUGGAGAUGUUAUUUAUUAGAUGAUAUUUAUUGCAGAAUUUCUAUUCUUGUAUUAACAAAUAAAAUGCUUGCCCCAGAACUUA